This is a messenger RNA of Salarias fasciatus (jewelled blenny), 6053 nucleotides long. It is a transcript of the gene slc25a42, whose product is annotated as solute carrier family 25 member 42. The record is from RefSeq and is a predicted model, not a curated record. Lineage: Eukaryota; Metazoa; Chordata; Actinopteri; Blenniiformes; Blenniidae. Gene Ontology annotation, cellular component: mitochondrial inner membrane. The transcript is spliced from 8 exons. Gene Ontology annotation, biological process: transmembrane transport. Bases 449 to 1441 code for a protein of 330 amino acids.
ACUACAUUUCCCACAAUGCCCCGGUGCUCGUCCUUGUCAAAGCUCGGUGGUCAAGCUAGCGCGCAGCUGUCUGUCGGGGUCUGUGACAGCAUGGAGCGGGUCUGUCCCGGAGAGUCUCCGCCGGUCGAACACACGGAGGACAUCGCCUUCCCCCGCCGGACGCCUCUUCUGUCAAGUUUUGUGUUUCUUCUCCCCACGAGGCGCCAGUGACUCCGCCGUCAGUGCAGCGCGGAGCUAUCCGCUAGCAGACGUUACUUAACUGUGCUUCUUGAGCUAACUCUGAAAACAUCGACCACCCCCCCACCUACAAACAGGCAGCAGGUGGGCGACAUCAGAGUAUCAGAGAGGACUUCCGGCGGUGUCCCGCUGUCCAGCCCCCCGGUAUCGCCGCUGACCCCCUCGGCCGGUGGUUGAGUUCAUGAGCGUGCUCGGCGAGUAAUCCUCGGGGAUGGGAAGUGGAGUCCAGGAACAACGGGCAUCACUAACGCAGGGAGAAGUGCUGCCGCGGGCUUCCUCCACUCCGUCAGACGUCAACUAUGAGGGCCUGAAACACACUCGCUCCGUCCUCAAUUCGCUCUUCUCGGGGGCUUUAGCAGGAGCCGUGGCCAAGACGGCAGUGGCCCCUCUGGACAGAACGAAAAUCAUCUUCCAAGUGUCUUCAGCAAGAUUCUCUGCCAAGGAGGCCUACAGGCUGAUCUACCGCACCUACCUGCAGAAUGGCUUCUUCAGUCUGUGGAGGGGAAACUCGGCCACCAUGGUGCGCGUCAUCCCCUACGCAGCCAUCCAGUUCUGCGCACAUGAGCAGUACAAGACGCUGCUGGGAGGCUACUACGGCUUCCAGGGGAAAGCCUUGCCUCCGUUUCCUCGCCUGCUGGCCGGAUCGAUGGCUGGAACCACAGCGGCUAUGCUGACGUAUCCUCUGGACAUGGUGCGAGCAAGAAUGGCUGUAACGCCGAAGGAAAUGUACAGUAACAUCCUCCAUGUUUUUGUGCGGAUCUCUCGAGAAGAAGGCCUGAAAACUCUGUAUCGAGGCUUCACCCCCACCAUCCUGGGGGUCGUCCCCUACGCCGGCCUCAGCUUCUUCACCUAUGAGACUCUGAAGAAGUUGCAUGCAGAACAAAGUGGUCGCCCGCAGCCCUACUCGUACGAGCGUCUGGCUUUCGGAGCCUGCGCCGGACUGAUCGGCCAGUCGGCGUCUUACCCUCUGGACGUGGUGCGACGGCGCAUGCAGACGGCGGGGGUCACGGGUCACACGUACGGCACCAUCCUGGGCACCAUGAGGGAGAUCGUGUCGGAGGAGGGCUUCGUCCGCGGACUCUACAAAGGCCUGAGCAUGAACUGGGUCAAAGGGCCCAUCGCGGUGGGCAUCAGCUUCACCACCUUCGACCUCACUCAGAUCCUCCUGAGGAAGCUGCAUCAGAUGGGCUACACCGCUCGAUAAUAACGAUCCAGAGCGGGAGCAUGACAAGAUCCCCACAAGCCCCCCCCCCCCCCCCCCCCCCCCCAGAGUGGAGCAGGGAGUGAAGGGGGGCUGAGAGAGUGACGGAUGGGUUUUGCUAAGUAGAAGCAAACUCAGAGGCUCAGGAUGCAGAGGUGAUAAUAAGUAAUCCUCUGGCUUUGUCUGGGGGCAACAGAGGUGAGUCCAGCGGUGCAGGCUGCGCUCUGUUGCAUCUAAGUGCAAUAUGGUCACUGAUUUAACGUAUGUACUCUGAAAAAGUGUCAACUCGAAGCACUAGAAAGAGUUUUGAUUUUCACACACUGAGUUCUGCCAGCUGCAGUGUCUGCUCAUUUCCAGAUGCGGUGGAAAGCCUCCACUUCUUUUAAUAUGAAAUACGGAGAUGCAUUUGAUAGAAUACGAGGAAAAUAUGCUCUUUUGAGAUUUUCGUGAGUUUGUAUUAAUGAAUUAUACCAAAGUUUAUGAUGAUUCAAACUAGCUGCCGAUUGUGUAUGUAGGGUUUGUAUGUUCAAAGGUGCAGUAUGGACUUUUUUUUUUCUUUUUUUAAACACUCAAAAUGAAGUCAUGGCAGAAAACAAGUCAUGAUUCUGUUUGUGUUGUGUGAUAUGUUUGAAAACUGAAGUUAGCAUGCUAACCAGCCAGUCUCGGUCUGCCCUGCAGAUUGAAUAGAAAACAAAACGGAGGCUUGAGUUCUUGGGAACUAUUAGUGAACUACAAACCCUCGAAGCUGACAGAAGCUCAAACUGCAGUGACUCACUACUGCCACCUAAUGCACAAAAGUGACAUUACUUUAAUUUGACAUGCUGCACCUUUUUAGUAGCACAACUCCUCCCAGCAGAGAGCACAGGACUUCAUAUCACUGCGUUGACAUUUAUGUUGAAAUCUUUAGUACGUAAGUAUUGGUAUUGAAAAGUGCCCAAAGUUUUUAUCCUUGUAGUUGCAUCUUGAGCUUUUUGUGAAAGCUUAUUAUGUUUGAUAGCCCAGUGGUGUUCAACCUGGGGUCCGGGACCACCUCGGAGGGCACAGCAGUGACCAGAAGAUCAGUUCUGAGAAAUGUGUGACGUGCAGAUCAGAAUAAUUCAAAGUAAACCAGCCUAAAGCACGCUCUCGUUUUCUUUGCUGGUGAAAAUGGGCGUGUCUGCAAGUGUUCGGCUUCACUGUCAUGUUGCUGCAAAUCAGAGGGGGUCCACAGUUUCUCUUGGAGCAAAGAUUUUUAAUUACAUGAAGACCAGAAUAUGCACUGCCCCUCAUACCCAUCCCACCAGAACGCUAGACUUCAUGUUUCUAACACUAUAAAAUAUCGUUGUCAACAUCCAACCAUCCACUUUCUAUCGAGCUUUAUAACGGUGGCGCCCUGUAGCCAAUCCCAGCUGAAUGUGUAUGAAAGUAAACUCAGCUGGGCAGGGAGACUGCCACACACCCUCACAUUCACACCUACAGGACAUUUACUCCAGAGAGUCCGCUUAAUCUCAAAAAGAUUCUUCUUUAAAACCGGAGAAGAGACAAGAGUGCCAACCACUGCCCUGCUGUGUGCCCCCCCCCCCCCCCCCCCCCCCCGACUGCUGAGACCCAUCAGCAGCAAGAAAGCAUGCAGUCUGGAACAGUCAUGGCUUAUUCUGUCACACAGGUUCAGCUGUAAAAUGAGUUUUGAUGAAAUGUUAGUUUUAUCCUUCAGUAAUUGUGCUGUGCCCUCACCCGACGCUCCUGGCGCCCCUCGGCUAAAGCAAAAACAUCUGGGAAACACUUGGAUAGACAGUCGAUGUGAAACUCACUCCAUUUGAAGCUCUGCUGUCUGUUCCACUGAUACUCCAUUUACAUAUUUUACCAACAGGUUUUUUUUUUGUUUGUUUGUUUGUGACGCUAGUUUGGGUUGUAGUAUUUAAAAAAGGGCAUUUUGGUGUCAUUGUUCCAUUUCUGUUUCACACACACACACAGUAUCCAGAUGUGGUCUUCCAUUGUGCUGCUCGUGCACUCACUCCUGAGCGAGACUGACUGGGUCAGGGACUGUAUGGACUGACAGUGUAGAGCUGUAGCAGUGUUCUCUAAUGAACUAAUACGACUGGAAAUAUGCAAACAGUGAAGAGAUCGCUUCAUUUCUGUUACAGCUGUAAAUUAAUUCAUUCACUAGUUGUUUUUUUUUUUUUUUUUUUUUUUUUUUACUGAAGCCGAUUUAACAAACGUGUGUGUAGCUGUGUGUUUUGUGGCCGAAUAAUGAGGCUUGUGCUCAUCCGGCAGGUUUUUACAGUGUUGAUGCAGUUAUUAACAUAUGACGAUACCAAGACCACGCGUGCAGACGCUGAACUGAGCAGAGCCGGCAGGUGAACACAGAGGGCAGCUCGGUCCUCUGUGGACACACACACACACACACACUCGCACACACCUGAAGGUGACCACUGGAAUGUUCUGAGGCUUUCUGCUGAGCUUAGAUCAUAUCGCAUACCUCACGAGGGUCACUGGGCUAAGAUUGACAAGGUGAUAAGUUAAAAAAAAAAAAAAAAAUGAAAAAUUCAGGUUCAUCUAAAAGAAAUAGAAAACGGUGAAGUAAAUUUGUCAUUUAAUUAACAGUAAGCUUUCAAUAUUCUACAUUUAAUAGUCUUUUUGGAGAAGUUAUUUCAACUUGGAUUGUACACUUGGCUUUUAAAAAGAAUUUUUUACCCAUGAUGCCCUUCCCGCUGCACCCAGGAUUCAAACCUGGGACCCUUACAUUGAGGUUCAGACUCUUAGCUUUAAGGCACAUGAACUGAAAUACAAGAGAGAAAUUGUAUUGAACAGCAGUUGCACCUUUUCCUUAGUCCAAUUCACAUUUUUUAUGCUUUUUCAGUAUUGUUUUCAUUUCAGUUUUACUCCAUCUAAUUGUGAUUACCACUCUUUACAUACCUUAAAAACAACUUCCCCUCCUUUGUUUUAUUUCUACAUUAACGCGAUAGCUUAAAAAGGAAAAAAAAAAUCAAUUUUCAGUGUUUUGAUUGAUUGAUGAUAAGGAUAAUUGAUAUUUACGAGCUCUAGUUGAAAAGAACACUUGAUCUCAUAAAAUAUUUUUAUUUAAAUGACUUAUGAACUAAGAUUAACAUUGAUUCAAAAUCCAAAAGUGUUUGUACUUGAAGUAUCAAAAGAAGUAGAAAGGGUCUUCAGUAGAAAAUGAAUCUGAAACUAAGAACAGUAGCAAGUUUAUAUGAAACAAUCAUGCAUUUAUUCAAUCCUGUGGUUUUGGAGCAGCUUUGUUUAACAAUGACAAAUCAGAUUUUUCUGAUUUUAGAAAAACUUUGAAAACUUGAAAAUGUUUGUGCAUAGUUAAAAUGUUUGACUCUCUCUUAGGGCUAUAACAACUAAUCUUUGGAUUUGUUAAAUAAGAUAUAAUAUAUCAGUAUUGAUUCAUGUGGGAGGAUAUUAGUGGGGAAAAUCCUGUGAUCGUUUCAUUUCUGAGGCUGAUGAGUUGCCUUCCAUUUUUUUUACUUUGGAAUUUUCAAAAUCUGACAUUUUCUGCUGCUGAGUUUAAAGGGAAAAGAAGGAAUGAAAGCAGACGGUGGAAUGUGGAAUCAGAGUGAAGCUGACAGUCGUUCGUAAACGCCACACUGGAUUCAAAGCUUUUAAAUGGCUGCCGGUGUCCGUCUCAGCCUGUCCUCCACAUCUGGAUUAUUGUAGCUGGGACCUCAACGGGAUGUCAGCAGAACCGAGGACCCUCACCAGCCCCACAUAUCCGCCCCUCCACCCACACACACACACACACACACUCACAAUCAGCUGCUGUUAACAUGAAUCGGUCUCGUCUUUCCCCUUUGCCUUAGUGUCAGUGGGAAAAAACUCUGAUCCGCGACAGUCUGGUCUGUAUUCAGCACAUCUUCUGAAAGUACACAGUAACUGAAAGCUAGACAGAAGUUACUGAGCCCUAAGUGCCUGGUGAGCAGUCUUCUUUUACCGUGACUGAGCUACUUGUAUCAACCUCUUAUCGGAGGUUGCUUCUAUUUUCUAUCCUGGUUUCUUGGACUUUAAAAGAGGCAGAUAGCUGGAAGCCGCUGUGAAGUUUAGUGAUUGAAUGAACUACCUUUCCUCGAAGUGCAGGAGAAAAAGCCUUCUAUUGUAUUGAUUCCAACGGGCUGAGGAGGAAACUGGAACAAGGUGAAUCUAGUUUUAAUGUGGUUGUCUCCUUGAUCUGCCUGGAGCUUGAAAUCAGUUUUGUACUCGGUAACAGGGAGAAGUCCGCUGGACUCCCAGACAAUCAUUAAAUGCCAAAAAAAAAAAAAAAAAAAAAGCUGUGUGUUGUGUUAAAAACUAUAUUAAUCCUUGAUGAGAACCUGAGAGUGGCCUAACGAGAAGAAAUACUGAAACGCUACAGCAACUAACUCUGGUACAAGUUGUGACUUUUGUCGUUUUGUUUCCUCUUGUUAAAAGCGGAGGUUUUCAAGCCUCCCUGCAGACGUACAGUUUGACUGUAUCUGUGUGUUGCAAAAGGUCGUCUUGUUUUGUUUCAGUGAUUUAACAGCCGUUUGUAAAUCCUAGUAUUUUGUGCCAACAUGAAUGUACUAAUAGCCACAGUCGCUGUCCAGUCAUUAGAGAUGACUAUAUGUAAGAAAAAUCUAAUUAAAGUGGAUGUUGAUAA